UCGUGGAAGCUGUCAGAUUGUCAACAUGGUUUUAUCAAUAUUUGGACAGAUGUUAUGAUAGAGCGAAAUGUAGUAGGCUAGGAAACACCAUAAUAAUGGAAUUCAAAGUCCUUGUUCUGUCCUCAAGAUAGAAAGUUUACACAUCUUACAUCAUGGGUGCCAUAGAAUCACAUGAUUUUGCUCCUGUCCGUGAUGAUGAACGUAAAGAGCUCAACUUGAGCCGGAGAAUCACCUACAAGCAGUAUUGGAAGCAUUUGGAUGGAGAUUGUCAUGAAGCAUGUCUCACAGAGAUACCUUGGAGUAUAAGGGAUUCCAUUUGUCUGUAUGAACGGAUGAACGUGUCUUUUAAUGCAAUAACUGAACUGCCUCCAGAACUCCCUCUUCGAUUGCCUCAUCUGUACUUCCUGGAUCUUAGCCAUAACCAAAUAGAAACUCUACCUGACAGUUUUGGACUUCUCUUCCACUUAAAAACACUGCUGUUAAAACACAACAAGUUACACUCAUUACCACAGUCUUUUGUUCAUCAUGUGAAGCUGGAGAAAAUAGAUUUAUCACACAACUUGCUCAAAGAACUUCCAGAUGGUAUAGGGAAAAUGGAAUCGUUGUCAAAAUUAAAUGUUGCUAAUAACAAACUCAGAAUUUUACCAGUGUCUCUUGGAAAUUGUAAAACUUUGACUCUUUUAUUAGCUCAGGGAAACAGGUUAAAUGAACCUUCACAAUGCAUUUGUGAUGAAGGAUCAGAGGUUACAAUUAAGUUUUUAAAACAGAAGUAUUUUACUCUUCAUCCUUAUACUGAUCGCCUACCCAGCAGUAACCUGAAUGAAUUCUUGCGUGUUCGAGGGAAUCAGCUGCCAAGCUCUGUGCCAAAUCCUCACUCUGCUCAUGUACAGUAUAUCCAGACUCAAACCCACACUACUAACACACCAAGUAGAAUUAAAAGUCCACUUUUACCUCCCCUUGGGGCCAGUGAUCUUGAUGCAGACAUACUGAGGGAUAAGAUUAUUGGAUUGAUAUAUGGUGCUGCAAUAGGAGAUGCAGUAGGACUUGCUACCAGGGGUAUGUCUGUAGACGAAGCCGCAUUCCACUACAACAGUACAGAAAUUCAGUACUCUGACAUUGUUGUGGACAGUCAUCGUGUCCGCUGGAGACCUGGAGACUGGACAUCCAACUUUGAUCUGUUUGUGUUGGCUUUGGACUCAGUGAUUUCCUGGGGAGGAGUCGUGGAUGAGUUAGACUUUGCAAAGCGUCUCUCUUUCUGGUGUCAGAAAGGUUUCCCAGAACUUGGUGAUACUGAGGGAAUCAUUCUCAGUCCUACAAUCAAACAGGUCACAUCUUCUAAGGAAUAUACAGACAAACCACACAGUGUGUCUGAGGAUGUUUACCGCACACAGUGUCACCCACCUACACAGAAUGGGAGCCUACCCAGCUCCCCAACUACCAAUAGUGAUGUGUUCAUAGGAAACAGUGACAGCACCACCAACAACAUUGGUGGACUGGAUCAGAAGUUGUAUGUCCGCAGCGACAGUCUGGCCUCUUUCUCAUGUGGUGGAUGUGAGGGAUCAGGAGCAGACAACGGGGCUAUAGUCAGGACUGCAGUUUUAGGAAUACCAUCCUUCUUUGACCUGGCGGAGGUCGUCAAUAACACCACAAGGAUAUCUCGGGCCACCCAUGCUAACCCACACACCACAGCCUCUUGUGUAGUGAUCUCAGUUCUCGUGGCCCUCAUGUUACAGGGUAAAAAAGAUUUGUCUAACGCUGAAGAUCUGGAGGAGAUUAUAGCUACAGCCAAACUGACAGGGAAGGAGAUCCUGAAAGACCCAGAACAAAUUGAGGAAUUCAACCAAUAUUGUGAUAAAGAUAAUCUGGACAGCUUAAAGGUGACAGAUGAAAAGAAAAUGGGACACACAUUUAUGCCGUUAAGUGCUGCUCUGGUCAGCUUGAGAUCCAAUAAAGAUUUCAGAACAGCCCUGAUGAAACUAAUCAUGAAAACCGGUGAUGCAAAUAGCAAUGCUUGUGUGGCUGGAGCUCUCCUGGGUUGUAAGGAGGGAUUCUCUCAUCUUCCAAAACACUGGGUGACAGGACUGAGAAAAAAGCAAACAGCCUGGCUCAACAUUAAAGUCAACAUUCUGCUGGAUAUGUUGGGCCUACCAUAAUCAUUGUUACUCAGCAUAAUGUGGUAUAUGUAUGCCUUAGAUGAUGUUUUAAAUAUUAAGAUAAUUUCUUCUGAUAUCAAGUUGUGUUAAUAUAUGUACAGUGACUUGACAAUGUGUUCAUUUAUGUUUAUAUAUAAUUAAUUACUGCCAAUUAGUUAUCUGAAAACGUCCUCAUGCCAUCUGUGAUAAAUUCAUCAAUGAUCAACAUUUUGUACUAUACUAGUGAAGCGUUUGUCAUUAGAUAAAACACCUGUACAUGACAUUGUGUUAUCUGCCAUGACAAGUCAGUUUUAUUGUCACUAGUCUAUAGCUUUAAUUAACAGACAACAGAAUAAGAAGGUUUAAAAAGUCAGGAAACUUAACUUUUACACCUAAUUUCAGCAACCAUUAUUUGAAGAAAUGUUUACAAUUGUUUAUAAUUUUCUUUUAAAAAUUUCACAGUAAUUCCACAUGUAUGUCUUGUCUUCCUCCUAUCAGUGACUCAAAAUUUUUAUGUACUGAUGUUUUCAAAUUUGAUACAAAUUCAGAAAGCAAAUUCUGAUUGAAUGGGCUAAAUGUUUUGUUCGUACACAUAAAGUGAAUCAAAGUAUUCCAAAUCUGUUUUUUUUAUAUAGCACAAUAAAAAAUUAGCACAAUAUCACUUUUUGGCAAAUAAGUGCAAUGAUGAAUUAGUGCAUCCAGAGUAAUUGUUAUACAAACAAUAAACAAACACUGCAGGCAGGACAAUGAUAUUUUAGCACAAUUGUUUCAGUUCAGCAAGUACUAAAAUAAGAUUACUGUUAAAAUUUAUAUGCUUACAGUAACCAAAUUAAACAGGGUUGCUACAAUAGUACAUAUGGAUAUAAUGAUCUUAAAAUGAUGCCUUUAUGAUGUAUAUACAGAAACAUACCACCUUAAACCUGAUAGUCUAACUUCCAUUUCUUAAAAAAAUACAUGAUCUGUUCUUUCAACAUCUUACCAGAUU
Messenger RNA from Ylistrum balloti, 3117 nucleotides. RefSeq lists its product as uncharacterized. NCBI's taxonomy places the organism in Eukaryota, Metazoa, Mollusca, Bivalvia, Pectinida, Pectinidae. The record is from RefSeq and is a predicted model, not a curated record. Gene Ontology annotation, molecular function: protein binding. The transcript has 10 exons. Bases 153 to 2153 code for a protein of 666 amino acids.